Hemibagrus wyckioides is the source of this 2448-nucleotide messenger RNA. Its product is annotated as adhesion G protein-coupled receptor E1-like. The record is from RefSeq and is a predicted model, not a curated record. Gene Ontology annotation, cellular component: membrane. The transcript is spliced from 10 exons. NCBI's taxonomy places the organism in Eukaryota, Metazoa, Chordata, Actinopteri, Siluriformes, Bagridae. Gene Ontology annotation, biological process: adenylate cyclase-activating G protein-coupled receptor signaling pathway; cell surface receptor signaling pathway. Gene Ontology annotation, molecular function: G protein-coupled receptor activity. Bases 145 to 1767 code for a protein of 540 amino acids.
ACUAGCCAUUCUCCAGCUUUCUUGCAGGAAUACCAUUUCUUUUUUCCAGAGACCUCUUUCCUAAAACCUGGUUCAUGUAGUAGUUUGAGGUCACACAGCUCAGUAGUUUAUUUCUCCUGAGCUUUUCAGCGGAAGUUGGAGAUAAUGGACAUGUUUAACAUGUUCUCAUCUCAUUUUAUACAGGUUAAUUUGACAGACUCAUGCAUAAAGGAAUUCCUGAAUUUAAGUCAGGACAUCCCUACUUCAGAAUUACCACAAGAGAAAGUGAAAUAUUAUUUGAACAUGACAAAUUCCCUUAUGACUCGUGUGGAAAAUAAUUCCAUUUAUGGAAAUGCCUUAUUGAAUAUAAAUGAGAAACUGGUAUCUUCACUGGUGACAAAAUCAAACACGAACAACAGCAUGAGUAUCUUUCUUCAGAAUUUAGAGGUUCAAUUUGUCAUGGUGUAUGAACCAAAUCCAUCCUUCAGCUAUUCAUCUUCCCAAUUAAGAACAAACAGCGCUUCCAUGGAUAUCGAUCUCAUUGGGAUUUCAAAAAAUAACAAAGGAUCAGCUGCUGUGGCUUUCAUUAGCUACACUGAAAUGGCAAAAAUCCUGAAACCUAGGAAGACAAUGUCUACAAGGGAGAUCAUGUCUACUGUGGUGUUAGGAACAUUUCCUAAAACUACCCACACAUGGUUCACCCGACCAGUCAAUAUCACUUUUAAACACACCAGUGAGUUAGACACUAAUGAUCCACUCUUCUGUUUGUACUGGGAGGAAAAUAAUUGGGUCGAAGAUGGCUGUGUUGUAACACUGACUAACAGAACUCACACUGUGUGUUCCUGUGAUCAUAUUUCAGUGCUUGCACUUAUCAAGGAGACUAUUCCAUGUAAGGCAAUAUUUGGAACCACUAUAUCCCUGCACUGUAACCCUGUGUUGAACAUGUCCAUGGCUCAGGGAGUGGGAAUCGUCUUUCUGACGUUGUGUCUACUGACAUUUGCAUUUUGUUGUCAGAACCUGAAUGAAACCAACAAAGCUCUGACAAACUUGUGCUUAAACCUCCUGCUAUUUCACCUUCUUGACCUGCUCAAAACUCCUCUCCAUCUCUUUCUACAGCCCCCACAAGCCUGUGCGGUCAUGAAUGGUAUCCGAUGGUUCUUCUUUGUCUCUUCAUUUGUGUGGAUGUUCAUUGAAACUGUGUUGCUCUUCCUGUUCAUAAAGAAAGCAUCACAGAUCAGACUGAACCGGCAAGAGGGGCUUAACUGGAAAUGGUUAACUAUGACUGGAUACAUCAUUCCUCUGGUUGUGGUGAUCAUGUGUGCUCUAGUUAAUUCAAAACUGAUUGUGAAUGAAGGAUGCUGGGAAACUAAAGAUAUAGAUGAUAUCUUUGACGUUCCUAUACUUUUCACUGUUUCAUCAAACAUGACUCUCUACAUCAUCAUCAUCAUUAUGAUGAUCUUCACACUGAAACAGCUGAAAAAUGAGAACCUGCAGAGGAGUAACCCUGAUAGAACAGAUAUGAUGAUGCGUGUGAUGUUUAAAAGCCUGGCCCAGUUUAUCAUCCUCGGCUGCUAUGGGAUAUUCCUGUAUAUCCCCAGUAAGGACGGGGUUUUAUUUAAUGUUUUCCUGUUCCUCAACUCCCAGCAGGGCACCUUCAUCUUCAUUGUCCACUGUCUCCUCAAUCAAGCGGUGAGGCAGAAGUACAGGAAGUUGCUGUGUGAUAUUUGCUGCUUUAAAAGCCCUGGCAACGUUACGGAUUUUGAGAACACUCGAGAGACCCUGCACUGAAUUCACAGUAACAGAAUUUUAGAAUGCACAAAUCAAUACCACAAGAAAGCAAAACCAGAAACACUUACCUUUCUUCCUUCACCAACCAAAGGAAAGAAAAUAAUGAUUAAGUAUAAAAACAAAUACAUCAAUGACAGUGUGUGGUAGUGUUAUAGUCAAAUAGCGGUAUGACAAAAUGGACACUAUUACCAGUCGACACAUUCUAACCAAUCAGAACGCAGUCUAGGGUGACUAAUACCUUCUGAUAUUAAAGGGAGUGGUUAUUUGUAUUCUAUUAUCUUUGCGUAAUGCACACUUUCCAUUUGCAGCAUGACAAAAAUGAAUAAAUAAGUAAAUAAAAAUAUAAAGUAAGCUUUCAAACGUUGCUACCCCAUAGGUCUGGGUUCCAGGCUUGAUCCUGAAAUCAGGUUACUGUCUGUGUGGGGUUUCAGAUCUUUACACCCAUGCACAUGUGAAUACUUGCACAACCUGUAAUGAUCACUUCCUGAGUAAUUUAUUAUUCAUUACCAUUUGCCAUCUUCUGAACAUUGUUGUUAAUGAUUGCUUUGUAUUCUGAACCCUUGCUGAUUAUACUGAAUUACUUAUUUGAUUACUCUCUGGCCUUGUUGUUAUUAAUAAUUGUGUGGGGGUUUUUUUAUCCAUUUUGGCCUGCUGUACCAGUUGGAUUCUGGAUUGAAACUU